AUGCCGUCUGAGCUUUUUCAACCUUUGCUACACGAUCCAUUAGGAUGGAAACAAUCGACGACAUCCUAUACGGACCAUUACAAAUGGAGAAAGCUUAAUUCGAAAAACAAGGAUAAACUCAUUUCUGCUUAUAGCCAACGAUAUCAACGGCAAUUGCGUAAACGGAAAACAAAUAAUCAACGUCAACCAUUGAAAGCCAAUGAAGAACAACCGGCAAACCGAAUCAUUGUAUUGAAUAAAUGUGGAGAUAAGCAACAAUCGGCAACGUACCGAUAUUUACCAACGAAAACACCGGUGUACAUCGUUGAACAAAAACCGAGGCCUGCAACAGCAAAUGUGGAAUCAACCUGUUGUACACAAGAAUUACAACGCCCACCAACGGCUCCGCCAGCUUUUCAAGAAGAAACAAGUCCGCCGACAGAAAUUCAACAGUCCGUCAAAGAAGAAACUAAGGAAAAAGAGAAACGUCCAGUUGAUGCCGACAAUGACAAUUCACGACAUUGGCUAACUUUUCCCACUCCAAAAACACCGCAGAAAAUAAUUGAUGCCAAACAACGCCUCGGACAAUUAAACAUUCCUUCUACUCUUGCUCGACCUUCAACAGCAUCGAAUCCACCAACGGAAAAACAACAAACAGCUCAACCAAUUAAUCGACCAUCAUCGGCUUCUGCCCCACAGACAAAGCCAGCUGACGAUCAACACCGUUUUCUCAGUUUCGAAAAACGCGAAACACCUGACGAUUUACGCGCUGCACGGUAUCGUCUCGAUAAACAUCGAUAUAAUGUAUCAAUAGACAAUUAUCCACCACGUCCAAAGACUUGCCCAGAACGUCGAUAUGACUCACCUAAACCAGUUACUCCACCAACCUGGAAAAUAGAAUCACCGUCAUCUCAACCAGCGAAAGCUGAUGUAUGGGUUGUCGAAGAUGAAUGCAAACCGGCAACACCCGCAUCCCGACCAUCGUCUUCAUCUAAGUACAUACAAAUUGUAAAUUGUGACAACGUUCCAAGUGAAUACGCAACUGCACUUGAAAUAUCCAAUGCUGCGCAAAAGGAAUACGAAAAAAAUUUGAAAAUAAAUGGUGGUCGUAAACCUGAGAACUUUGCUUAUCGACUCCCAACAAUGCUAUCUGACAAUAAAAACGUUUCAUGCAUUACCUAUCAGAAUCCGCAACAGAUGACAGGUAUGGACAGUCAAGUACGUCAAGUUACACGAUCAUCUGACAACGAUCUAGGCGUUUGGAUUCGAAAUGCUACAGAUAGAGAACGAGCAUCAGCGUUGAAAAUCGUACAAGAUGUUCUCAAUCCAUCGCAUUUUGGCUAUGACAGACAAGCAUCGAACCGAACCUUAUCAGGCACACGAAAACUAGGCCGCACACGUACUCAGCAUAAGUUUCCAUGUGAAAUAUGCGAAAAACUUCUUAUCAAACGGCAUGUUUGGGAUUUGAAUGGGUUAGAAGAAACAUUAAGUUGUCCACAUCAUCCUUAG
Molecule: messenger RNA, 1488 nt
Organism: Adineta ricciae
Lineage: Eukaryota; Metazoa; Rotifera; Eurotatoria; Adinetida; Adinetidae
Source: the annotation of a GenBank genome assembly